Molecule: messenger RNA, 3386 nt
Organism: Cyprinodon tularosa
Lineage: Eukaryota; Metazoa; Chordata; Actinopteri; Cyprinodontiformes; Cyprinodontidae
Product: anoctamin-9
Exons: 24
Coding region: 372-2696 (774 amino acids)
Biological process (GO): chloride transmembrane transport
Cellular component (GO): plasma membrane
Molecular function (GO): chloride channel activity; protein dimerization activity
Source: RefSeq, a predicted model, not a curated record
GAGAAAACCGAGGAAUCCUUCCUCUCUGUCUCACCUGCCAGAUCUCAUCCAGAGCCUCAUUUCUGGAUUCUGCAUCAGCACAACACAAAGACUCGGAGUUUCCUUUCCUUUUUUGAUUGGCUCCAUUUGCAGGCAAUGAGUUGACAAAGAGCGGCGAUAGAGAAAUGACGCUCAGCAACAGGUAGACUCUCUGAACAUACCUUUGCUUGUCAAACAAAGACGCAUUUUUUCAGGUGUAAUCCGGAACUUUGCAACUGCUUUUUGGAGAUUGUGUUUUUGUUGUCAUUGAGUCGGAAAUAGGAGACCGAAUAAGAGCCUGAAGGAGUCCAGGGAGAUUGCUGUUUUUAUCCAGAGGUCUGCGCCUGAUCAUCAUGCCGGGCCACAGGAGGCAGCCGAGUCUCGAGCUGCUGGAAUUUGUGGGAGUGGUGAAGGAAAGCUACAAUGAAUUUCCGCCUGUGUUCACUUCGCUGUCCUAUGACUUUGUCUUGGUCUCCAAAUACAACAAUGACAAGAGGCGGGAGGCCUUCAAGAAAGAAACUGCGUACAUAAAGGAGCUAAAAAAGAAGAACUUCAAAGUGACAAAAAUCAUUGAUCACCGUCUCACUUUCUAUGGGAUUCAGGCGCCUAAAGAAAUAUUCCAGAAGUACAUGCAUCUGCACAAGGUCUCUGGUGCCUGCAACUGGAGCUCAGACCAAACCGUUAUGUCUCUUAGCACAAGGAUAAGGAUUGUCUACUUCAUAUUAAACCACACACCCAUCCACACAGGAGAAUAUUUACGGGAUCUCUUAAAUGCCAAGGUUUUUGUGGCACGGUUCUGUUUACAUGAGAAAAAGAAGAAGAAAGAGCUGAAGAGUUCCUGGGCACGAUGGACAGCCUGUUGCCAAGGGCAACCCAUAACUCUGAUCAGGGACUACUUUGGGGAGAAGGUGGCCUUGUACUUCCUGUGGUUGGGUUGGUACACAUUUCUGCUCGUCCCACCAGCUCUUAUAGGGGUCCUAGUCUUUCUCUACGGCCUCAGCUUUUUCAACACUUCACCCCUUGUAAAAGAGGUUUGCGAGUCGAACAGAGUCAUGUGUCCACUCUGUGACGAGGGUUGCAAAGUGUGGAAGCUUUCAGAAACCUGCUCAUACGCCAAGCUGAGCCUCCUGUUCGACAAUAACGGCACGGUGAUCUUCGCGAUGCUCAUGGCAAUAUGGACAACAAUGUUUCUGGAGAUGUGGAAGAGACAUCGUGCAACUUACAUCAGCUAUUGGAAAAUGCUUGAUUGGUCUGAAUUGGAGGAGGAACUGAUCCUGGAGGUGGUGAAUGACGCUGAAAGUAAACCAAGGAAAUCCGAGCAUUCUUACGGUUUUAGCACUCUGGUUUUGAUCUGUGUCACAGUGAUGAUAAUGCUGAUUAUUGGCUUGACACAUUUCCUGGUGGUGUUCAGGGUGAUAGUAGGAGGGUUUCUGGCCAAAAAUUCAUUCUCAAGCAACGCCUCCAACAUCGGGGCGAUGUUAGCCGGCGGUUUGCUCCAUUUCAUCAUCAUCACCAUCAUGACGCGGGUCAACAGGAAGGUAGCGAUGAAGCUCUGCGAUAUAGAAAAAACAAGGUCAUUCACUGCCAGAGAGAGAAAUUUCACUGUAAAGAUGUUCACCUUCCAGUUCUUCACCUACUUCUCCUCCCUCUUCUAUGUGGCAUUUUUUCUUGGCAGGAUAAACGGCCAUCCAGGUAAAUACGUACAGAUUGCAGAGCUGUGGAGACUAGAAGAGUGUCACCCGAGUGGAUGUCUCACAGACUUGUUCAUUCAAAUGACUAUUAUAAUGGUGUUGAAGCAAACCAUCAGCAAUAUGAUCGAGAUCACUGUCCCCUGGUUACACAAGUUCAUGAAGAAGAGGAAAAGCUCUCAAAAGCUGCGGAGGAAAUGCGGCAACUGCUACAAGAAAGAUGAAUCUGAGCUCAAAGAGGGAGAAGAGCUUUGUGACAACUGCAAACUCAACGAUUGGCAAAAAAACUAUCAACUCACUGAUGUGGACUCUUUCAGCCUGUUCAACGAGUUUUUGGAGAUGGUGAUCCAGUUUAGCUUCACCACCAUAUUUGUGGCAGCGUUUCCACUUGCUCCCCUGUUUGCUCUCAUCAAUAAUGUGAUUGAGAUCCGCUUGGAUGCCAUUAAGAUGGUCACCCUGGAGCGCAGAAUGUUUCCCAAGAAAACCAAUGACAUCGGUAUCUGGACGGACAUACUGGAGGUUAUUGGUGUUUUAGCCGUCAUCGUAAAUGGCCUGAUAAUUGGGGUGUCGUCCGAUUUUAUCCCUAGACUCUUGUAUCGCUUCUACUAUGGACCGUGUGCCAACGGAACAGCAACAGAUACGGACUGCAUUGCUGGUUACAUCAACAACACUCUAUCCAUUGCAUUACUGAGUGACAGCAGAGUGAAGUUUGAUCCAAACCAACUGGUCACUCCUGAUCACCUAAAUGCUACUUCAUGCAGCUACAAAGACUACAGAGACAGUGACUUUAAUUUUACCCCCCAGUUUUGGCUGAUUUUAUCUGUGCGCUUUGCUUUUGUCAUCCUCUUUGAGCACGUUCUGGUCAUAUGUAAAUUCAUUGCAGCCUGGUUUAUACCUCCGGCUCCAAUCGUGGUGAAGAAUGAGCACCUCGAUCAGAAACACGAAAGACUUCUAGAGCAACUUAAAACUUUCCGUCCUGAAACUGUUUAAACUCCUUAAUGAGAGAACAUUUACUGUGAAAACAUAACCCCGGUAUGGCCUUCUGCAUCUACAUCUCAACCUGGGACGGUUUGAAACCUGUUUUAUCUUCAACGGAGACCCCCCCCCCGAUAUUUGCAUGAUUCUCCUACUAAUUUAGGAUGUUUAUUUGUUUAACAGGAUCUUUUUUAAAACUAAACAUGGAUGAAAUUUAAAAAAAAACACUCAAAUAUGUUGGUUUAUUCAUCUAGCAUUUUGUAUGUGCUUUUCUAUUUAUGUGGUUAUAUGUUGUAUUCUUUGUACAUAUUAUUGUAUUUAAUAAAAUAAUGUUUUUAUUAUAAUUCACGGAAAGUCUCGGAAAGUUAAUACCAUUUGUGCCCAUUUUUAAUGGAUGUAAACCUCUUAUUAAACUGUAACUGAUGUUACUGGAAAUGCUUUUUAUAAUAUUGAUGGUAUUAUAUUGUAAGUAUUGGCUACUUAGUUUUGGAUCUGUGUUCAUGAGCCAUACAGCACAUGAGUGUUUUACCCACAAUGCUCCGCUGCACAUACUGUAGACUGCUGAUUGUGUUACUAAGAUGCCUUACAGUGUAAAAAUGCAAAAUGAAAUGCCUGUUGCUUUUUUCAGACGGAUUUGAUUGCUUGUUUAUGUAAAUUAAAUUGUUUUUGCAUUAUUACAUAUUUUUCUUAUUAAACACAUUAAGA